Molecule: messenger RNA, 2942 nt
Organism: Trametes versicolor FP-101664 SS1
Lineage: Eukaryota; Fungi; Basidiomycota; Agaricomycetes; Polyporales; Polyporaceae
Exons: 9
Coding region: 63-2894 (943 amino acids)
Biological process (GO): mRNA 3'-end processing by stem-loop binding and cleavage
Cellular component (GO): mRNA cleavage and polyadenylation specificity factor complex
Molecular function (GO): RNA binding
Source: RefSeq, a predicted model, not a curated record
GAACCUCUGUGACUGGAAUGUGCUAGCUUGCGCCUGAUACUGCAUACUAAUAACGGCUAGCUAUGAUCACAUUUACUCCUCUGUCGGGUGCAGCUGGCACGGUCCGUACAGUUCCUUUGGCAUACUUGCUGCAGGUCGACGACGUCCGGAUUCUACUGGACUGCGGGUCUCCGGACUGGUGUCCUGAACCGUCUUCCGAGGAGGGAGAUGACGUCCUAUCAUGGACAAAGUACUGUGAUGCUUUGAAGGAAUGUGCCCCCUCCGUUGACCUUGUUCUGCUCUCACAUGGCGACCUGUCUCACUCGGGUCUCUACCCUUACGCGUACUCGCACUGGGGUCUUACCGCGCCUGCGUACACGACGCUCCCCAUCCAGGCUAUGGCGAAAACUGCUGCGACCGAAGACGUCGAGGCCAUCCGUGACGAGCAACCGGUGGAGGACAUCGCACCUCCCUCCGAGGAAAGCCUUGCACCAGAAGGUUCAGUCUCCCCAUCCCCAAAUAACGCAACUCCCCCAGCCUCUUCUCCGACACCCUCCCCCUCCUCACGUGCUGUGAAGCACAGAUACGUCGCUACUGUGCAGCAAGUUCACGAUGCAUUUGACUCUGUGAACGUCUUGCGGUACUCCCAACCGUGUCAUCUUCAAGGAAAAUGCCAGGGCUUGACCAUCAUCCCGUUCAACGCUGGCCAUACUCUGGGUGGCACAAUCUGGAAAAUUCGCUCCCCUUCAGCAGGGACGAUUCUCUAUGCUGUUGAUAUGAACCACAUGCGAGAAAGACAUCUUGACGGCACCGUUCUCAUCCGCCAAGGCUCGACUGGGGGAGUCUUCGAGAGCCUGGCACGUCCGGAUCUUCUCAUUACUGACGCUGAACGUGCCAAUGUGACUACUGCACGGAGGAAAGACAGAGAUUCCGCCUUGCUAGAUUGCGUCACCGCUACCCUCUCUUCCCGCAACUCGUUGCUGCUGCCUUGUGACUCAAGUACCAGGGUACUCGAGCUCCUAGUUCUGCUCGACCAGCACUGGAACUACUCUCGACUGAAGUAUCCGAUCUGCCUGCUCUCGCGAACAGGCCGGGAGAUGUUAACAUUCGUCCGGAGUAUGAUGGAGUGGCUUGGCGGCACUAUCAGCAAAGAGGACGUCGGUGAAGACGGCACCAACCACGGCAGGGACCGACGGAGACGAGACGAGGACAACGACGAAGAGGCUCUAGGCGCAUUUGCUCUACGCUUCCGACACUUGGAGUUCUUUUCUAGUCCUCAGGCACUGAUGAGCACAUACUCCACCAAAGAUCCCAAGCUGAUACUAGCAGUCCCAGCCACUCUCUCGCACGGUCCAUCUCGUAGCCUCUUUGCUCACUUCGCUGAGAUACCCGACAACGUCGUGCUGUUGACUGGAAGGAGCGAGCCAGGAACGCUCGGGAGAAUCCUCUUCGACAAGUGGAAUAACUCCCAGCGUGAGGAAGCGAAGUGGGACCGCGGCAAGAUCGGGAACAACAUCAUGAUGGACGGCGUACUGCGUCUCGAGAUUCACAAGAAAGUGCCUCUCCAAGGCGACGAGCUCGAGGAGUUCCUUGCGAAAGAACGCGCGGUUAAGGAGAAAGAGGCAGCUCAUCAGGCUGCGCUCGCACGCACGCAACGCAUGCUAGAAGCAGACGAGGGCCAGAGUGACUCGGAUAGCGACGAUGAGGAUGAAUCCGAUGACGACGAAGAGGAUGAGGUGGAGCGCGAGCUGGGCGAGGAUCUCAUGGACGCGACGGACGACCUCAAGCGCUCCCGCCAAGGUCCUAACGCAACAACUCGGUCUGGAACCAAGCGCAAAAGAGGCGAGGGCGGCGGGGGAGACGGGACCGACUGGGUGCUCGGCAACGAAGCGGACGAGGGCGCGACGCGAAUAUCGUUCGACAUCUACCUGAAGGGCAACGUCGCGAAGGCGACUUCGUUCUUCAAGAGCGCCGACGGCCAGACGCAGCGCUUCCGUAUGUUCCCAUACGUGGAGAAGAAGCGGAAGGUGGAUGAGUAUGGCGAGACGGUGGAUGUCGGUACGUGGCUGCGGAAGGGCAAGGUGCUCGAAGAGGACGCGGAGGACGAAGAAACGAAGGAUGCGCGGCGGCGGAAGGAGGAGGAAGAGGCUAAGAAAGCACCACAGGAACCACCUUCAAAGUUCGUGACGUCGAUUGCGGAGGUGCAGCUCGCCUGUCGCUUGUUCUUCGUCGACCUGGAGGGUCUCAACGAUGGACGUGCCGUGAAAACGAUCGUCCCCCAAGUCAAUCCUCGGAAGAUGAUUCUCAUUCAUGCACCCCAAGCUGCAACAGAUGCUCUCAUUGAGAGCUGUGCAAACAUUCGGGCUAUGACGAAGGAGAUAUAUGCCCCAGCUCAAGGCGAAACCGUCCAGAUUGGCCAGCAGACCAACAGCUUCUCGAUAUCGCUCAGCGACGAACUGCUAGCUUCGAUCAAGAUGUCUAGGUUCGAGGACAACGAGGUGGGCUACGUGGCAGGUCGGAUCGCUAGCCUUGCGACGUCCAUGAUUCCGGUGCUCCAACCGGCAUCAUCGGCCUCCUUGCAGACACAAGCCGCCAGCUUGCAACCCGUGCAAGUUCGCAUGCUAGGGUCACGACCGAAGCAGCCUCUACCACAGUCUACAAUGAUUGGCGAACUCAAGCUCACCUCACUGAAGGCUCGCCUCGCUCAGGUCGGGGUACAGGCCGAGCUUGUCGGUGAGGGUGUCCUCAUCUGUGGCGCAGCAGCGAAGAAAGGCGCGAGUGCAGACGCUCUGGAGGACUCGGUCGCGGUCAGGAAGACCGGGCGUGGACGUGUCGAGCUCGAGGGCUCCAUCUCGGACAUCUACUACAAGGUCCGCAAGGAGAUCUAUGCCCUGCACGCGCUCGUCGCGGCUUGAUCUGUGUCGUUAUUCUGUUGUAUUGUAUGGAUCCGCCUUCCAAACUGA